AUGGAAGACGAUACAAGCGCCCGCUUCGGUCGGCUGGAGGAGGCGGUCUCAUCCCCGCUGGAAGCACUAGAAGGGGCGGUGAGCAGACGACCUGCCGAUCGACCAAAGCCAGCGCUCGGCACUCCUCCUGACCGUCGUUACUACCGACCGCAGGUCACGCAUCCAUUGGCGUAUCCAUCAACCCUAGUGACUCCUCCUGGUGUCCAGGAGCCGUGGCCUUAG
Molecule: messenger RNA, 222 nt
Organism: Peronospora matthiolae
Lineage: Eukaryota; Oomycota; Peronosporomycetes; Peronosporales; Peronosporaceae
Source: the annotation of a GenBank genome assembly